Messenger RNA from Raphanus sativus (radish), 873 nucleotides. Its product is annotated as glyoxylase I 4. The transcript is spliced from 3 exons. Lineage: Eukaryota; Viridiplantae; Streptophyta; Magnoliopsida; Brassicales; Brassicaceae. Bases 154 to 678 code for a protein of 174 amino acids. The record is from RefSeq and is a predicted model, not a curated record.
UCCAAUAUUAAUUUACCUUCCUUCUACACAUCUAUAUAUAUCCCCACAACUACAAAUAUAAAAUUCUGCAAUCGUCUCAUCUAAUCAACCUCGACUAUACCAACGUACGGCGUCGACGCCGUUGUUAUUUAGGAGUUUUCUCGAGAAAAGAAAAUGAAGGAGAACGCAGGAAACCCUCUCCAUCUCACGUCACUGAACCAUGUGUCUCUCUUGUGCCGAUCCAUCGAAGAAUCCAUGAAUUUUUAUCAAAUGGUGUUAGGAUUCUUUCCCAUUCGAAGACCUGAAUCUUUAAAUUUUGAUGGCGCUUGGUUGUUUGGGCAUGGAAUUGGAAUACAUCUCUUGCGUUCUUCAGAACCAGAGAAACUUCCCAAGAAGACCGAAAUCAAUCCCAAAGACAACCAUAUCUCUUUCCAGUGCGAGAGUAUGGAGGCAGUGGAGAAGAAGCUUGAGGAGAUGGAGAUAGAGUAUGUGAGGGCGAUAGUUGAAGAAGGAGGGAUCCAAGUGGAUCAGCUUUUCUUCCACGAUCCAGAUGGCUUCAUGAUCGAGAUAUGCAACUGUGAGUGUCUCCCCGUUGUCCCCCUCAUAGGAGGAAUGGCUCGCUCCUGCUCCAGAGCCAAACUCCAUCCGAUGGUGCAGCCACAACCGCAGACUCAGAUCCACCGAGUGGUCCACCCUUAACAAUGAUCUCUGUCUUUGUUGUCAUUGUGUUUUGUGUGUUUGUAUGUAUUGUUUGUGCGUGUAAUGAAUAAGAGACCGACGUGAAUCAGUGGAUGUGAUUCCACUCGAGGAAAUGAUCAUUCUCCUUGCUCUUCUUACUAUAUGGUAGGUAUAACUAAUAAUUAAUGCAAUAAUGCUUACAUACAUUUUGUUCUA